GACGCUUCCUCGGUCGAUAUGCGUGGACGAGGGAGAGACACAAAUAUCUGUGUGAAUGCAUAGUGUAAUUACAUGUGAUAGUGAUUUCUGAUCAUAUUUUUGUACCAUUGCAAAUCGUAAUAUUUUGACGGUAUUUUUCUUGUACAUGUGUUUAAUGCUACAUCAAACUACUCAUUAGGCUGUUGGCUUUUUGCAUGUUCAAAGGGUAUUUGUUGCAUUGAUUGUAUAAUACCAGAAGUAGAUAAUAGCUAGGGAAUCUACUUCUGAUAAUACGUAAUAGAAAUUAUGUGGUGAAAAUUAAUCUAUUUCAUUUCUGUUUAUGAUUUUACUAGGCAAGAUUUCUCGUAUCAGUUGUAGUAUACAGUACUAUUAAUUAAGUUGCCUAAUAAAAAUAAACGUAAUUUCACGAAACUCAAGAAUAUUGAACUUUGAAGCCAUAGAAUCUUUUACAUUAUCAUGAAGCAAAGCUGCAAGUUACAGCCAGAGGGUACAAGAAGUAACAACAGGUGGCGCUACACCACACGUAAACAUGGCUUGUCAUAGCUGUGCAACAAAGUUUGGACUUUUCAAGAAAGAACUAGGCUGUCCAAACUGUGGAUAUGCAUUUUGUGCCAAGUGCCGGACAAAGAAGGCGGUUGUACCAGCACAAGGAAGAGACACUCACCAUGUCUGCAACAAAUGCUAUGACAAACUCAUGGGGAAAGCUAAAGAAGAUAAGCCAAUGCAGUUUGACCUGCCUGAAAACUACUUGAAGAGAGUAGAGGCAUUGAACAAAAAAGGGACUUCGCACCCACCGCCUGGUGUCAGGCCUGGGCACAAACCAGGUGCCGAUCACAAACAUGGUGGCUUUGCUAGCAAAGAUACAGAGCUGGAAAUGCGUUUGAAAAGGCUUAAGGAUAAUCCAGGAAAGGGUUCGCCACCACCGAAACAAGCUACCCACGCUGAAAUUGAGGAAAGACUCGCAAGACUAAAAGGUGUCCACCCUUCUACCCUCAAAUCAAAUGAUACCCCAAUGUAUCGCCCGCCAGAUGUUCGCACGGAGACACAGAAGACUGAGGACCUACUGUCUGAGAUUCAAGAUCGUGUGGAAGUUGAGUCACACUGGCCUGAUCCAGCUACAGAGGUUGCUCAACGGUUAGAGCAGCUAAGAAAUGGUCCAGCUGUCCCAGCUCCAUCUGCCAUGGAUUCCCAGAACGACUUAAAUAAGCCCAGUUUGUCGAAAAGCAACCCUGGGCCAUCAGAACUCGCCAAUAUACCUGGAGAUUUUUCAAAUGUUAAGCCUGAACCAGAUAGUGUGAACAGCAACGAUGAUGGCAUUGGCAAGGACAUUGAUGCAGCCAUGCUGAGCAAUCUCCUCCAGGAUGCUCAAAGAGAAGUCGAGGAAGACGCUAGGCGAGCCAUGCAGAGUCUGGAAAAAGACAACGAGAUACGAUUUAAAUUGGAUGAGCUGAAGAAAAAUUACAAGGAACAGGAACAUAAUAAACCAUCUCCAAUAGAUUGCACUCAAAUCGGUGGUGAGGAGUAUGAUGAAGUAGAUAGUGAGGAGGAGACCUCAGAGCAGGCUACAGAGCGACUGAUAAACCAGUUAGUUUCAGAAGCAAAGCUAGAAGAAGAACUGGGCACAGAUCCCACAUCAUCUGGUAGCAGUGAUAACGUGGCGCCAUCUGCAGCGAGUAAAAGUCACCAUUCCUCUAAACCGUCUCACAAGACCCGAAAGACUGUGCCAAAUGUAGCCCUAAAGCAUCGUGGCAAGACAAAUUUUGAUGACGAAGGCAGCAAUACAUCAGAGCUGCCGUGGUGCUGCAUUUGUAACGAGGAUGCCUGCCUCCGUUGCCAUGGUUGUAUGGAUGAUCUAUACUGCAUGCGCUGCUUUAGGGAAGCACAUGAUGAGUACGACAUGUCUGAUCAUAAGACAGUAAGAUUUCACCAACCACAGAGCAAGUAAACGUGCUAACAAAAAACUAGUUACAAAGUAUUGUUUAAGUGUGUAACCCUACAGAAUGCGUAAAGUUUAUCUGUGUGUUUCCACAUUAAGUUUCAGUAUCUAAAUAGUGUAUCCAAUUUAUUAUCAUGGGAACCGUAACUCCUAUCUUUGCUGAUUACUUUGUAAGUUUAGCAAGCAUUGAGCUAAAUUGCUAAUGUGUGUAUACAAUUUAAUUUAAAUAGAACUUGUGUAAUUAAAUUUAGUGUAAAUUAUCAAUAUAAAAAAUUGUGUUUGGUAUUAAUUUUAUUUUACAUAAAUAUACAAUUUAAUUCUAUUUAUAUGUUCAUUGAAUAUACGAAAUUGUACUGCUCAUAGAUUAAAUUGA
Molecule: messenger RNA, 2309 nt
Organism: Priapulus caudatus
Lineage: Eukaryota; Metazoa; Priapulida; Priapulimorpha; Priapulimorphida; Priapulidae
Product: abscission/NoCut checkpoint regulator-like
Exons: 12
Coding region: 530-1945 (471 amino acids)
Biological process (GO): abscission; mitotic cytokinesis checkpoint signaling
Cellular component (GO): midbody; centrosome; cleavage furrow
Molecular function (GO): metal ion binding; phosphatidylinositol-3-phosphate binding
Source: RefSeq, a predicted model, not a curated record